CAUUUCCAACCCGACUGGAUCGUGAGCUCACGCAGGCAGGCAGCAUGGCACAUGCACGCUUCCUUCCUCACUCGCGUGCCCAUCGUGGCCAUGGCCCUCGGUCCGUCACUCCGGUCUCUUCCACUUCUACCACAGCGACACCCAUUUGCGAGUGAAAAACACCACCACCUGUUUCUCCUAGAUUUUGUUCCUAUGCGCGCACCAGGUGUGUGACUUCUUUAACUUACUUGUUUACCUUCUUGAGCUGGUCUUCGCUAUGGCUUUACUGAUACCCUUUGUACUUGCUGCUUAUGUCUUACUCUACGCCUUCGCCUUCACAAUUCCGCCUCUCCCACCCAUUUCGAACUUCCUAAGCGUUGGGCACGCACAGCAGGCGCAGAAGCCGCUACAGGAUACACUGGAUGCGUGGCUUGAAAGAGAAGAAAGAAUCGCCCUAGACAAGCUGCUGGCGAACGUGGCACCUGGUGGACGGAAUGUGAAGGAUGCGGCACCGGGCUCUGUGAUCGCCAGUCCCUCCCGAGAGCAUCCGAACUAUUUUUACCAAUGGGUUCGUGACGCUGCCAUCACUACAUCUACUCUCGUGGACCUGUACGCAGAAGAUGCGUCUUCGAGUCUCUCGUCACAGCUCUCUGCCAUACUUAACGACUAUUCCAACCUCCAAUCCGCACUGCAGCAUACAAAUAAUCCGUCCGGCACUUUUGGCGAUCUGUCAGGCCUGGGUGAGCCGAAGUUUGAAGCCGAUGGCUCUCCCUUCGUGGGUUCCUGGGGAAGACCUCAGCGAGAUGGCCCUGCACUGCGGGCCAUAACCCUGAUGGCAUACCUACGGGCCUACAAUACUUCUCAUCCCUCGUUGUGGGCUAGCGAUAGUGGAGAGGAUUGGUUCAAGCCUCUCUAUGACCCAUCACUCCCUGCCCAUAGCAUCAUCAAGGCCGACUUGGAGUACGUGUCCCAUUUUUGGAAUCAAAGUAGUUUCGACCUAUGGGAAGAAGUAGACGGCUUUCAUUUCUUUACCGCCAUAGUUCAGUUGCGAGCCAUGCGAGAAGGUGCCGACCUCGCUUUAGCUUUUGAAGAUGGGGGAGCUGCAGACUGGUACAGCCAGCAAGCCCAGCGGCUAGAACGGUUCGUCCAUGGCUUUUGGGACGAGAGAAAGGGGCAUCUUGUUGAAACGCUGUUCAGUUCUCGCACUGGUCUUGAUUGCGGCCUUCUCCUCGGAUCUCUCCACGGCUACCCUUCUGCAUCCUCUCAUACCCCUGUCUACGCUCCGUACUCUGACGAGCUUCUCGUCUCCUUACUAGCCCUCGUUCAGGACCAACGCACCCGGUUCCCCAUUAAUGCCGCACCCUCGUCCGAGGAAGACGACAACGCUAUGGAAGGAGUAGGCCUUGGACGCUAUCCCGAGGAUGUGUACGAUGGUUACGGUACCGAUAAGCGUGGGGGAAAUCCCUGGUUCCUAUGCACGGCCUCUGCUGCCCAAGUCUUGUAUAUCACCGCCGAGCAUCUGGUGACUACUUCCAAUCUCACCAUCUCCUCUACAGGCCUACCAUUCUACGAAGCCCUGAUGUCCUCAUCGUCGCUAGAACCACAAUCGGAUACAACAUAUGGUCCUAGCGAUGCAGUUUUUCACAGUGUGAUCGAGAGACUAAAAAGUGCGGGCGAUGAGUUCAUGGAGGUGAUCAAGACGCACACCGAUGCGGAGGGAAGUCUCAGUGAGCAAUUCGAUCGUGUCACUGGGUACGAGCGUGGCGCCAAAGACCUCACCUGGAGCUACGGAGCUUUUUUGCAAGCCGUGAGAGCUCGAAAGAGGAUUUUGUGACAAUGUGGUAGGAGUAAUUGAGAUGAGAUGGUUAGGUAUUGGUGUAAGGGUGGAUACGAGAUGGCAUGGAAGGCAAUGGGUAACGGGAUAUGAAUCAUG
This is a messenger RNA of Lindgomyces ingoldianus, 1912 nucleotides long. RefSeq lists its product as uncharacterized. The transcript is spliced from 2 exons. Bases 257 to 1813 code for a protein of 518 amino acids. The record is from RefSeq and is a predicted model, not a curated record. Gene Ontology annotation, molecular function: glucan 1,4-alpha-glucosidase activity. Gene Ontology annotation, biological process: polysaccharide metabolic process. Gene Ontology annotation, cellular component: fungal-type vacuole. NCBI's taxonomy places the organism in Eukaryota, Fungi, Ascomycota, Dothideomycetes, Pleosporales, Lindgomycetaceae.